UCUCAGCAGUCCGAGCUAAAAAAUAUUUAAAUUAUUUACAAAUUUUGGAAUGGUUUAUUAUGCUCUUUCUUUUUCUGAUACUUGGCAUGGCUUAAAGGGUGAACGGAUUGAUGCUUGGAUCUGAACAGGUCGCCAAAAAUGAAGGCCGAUGAAAUUAGGAACAUGGAGAAUAAUAAUGCUGAUAUGGAAUACAUAACUCUGCCAACAACUGGUAUAUUCACCAAUAUGCAGGCCGAUCAGACUGCUAAUUACGCAAGCUGCAAUGAAUACCAGUGCCAAGAGAGCAGUUAUGGCCAGAAUCAUGUCAACAACAGCAAUGGUCAGUUUGGGUAUCCUGAUUAUUCUGCAUCCCCAAACAGUUGCUCUUGCUGCUGUGGUUAUGAUAUCAAAGGCAACAACAACAGCGAGCCAGUAAAUGUGGCAACAGCUCAAAAUAACCAACAUUAUGGCCAAGUUGAAUACCAGUAUGAAUAUGCCGAACAGUCCAAUGUCGCACAAUACUAUAAUAUGAACCGUUGUGCUGGUGGAAUGGAAAACUUCGCUACUAAUUCACCAACUCCACCUAUGGCAUAUCAGGCGAGUAAUGAGAACAACAUUGGUAACUUUACUUGCAACAUUGAACCAGAAGCUCAAUCGAAUUACUUCACAAUGCCAGCACCUGAAAAUAUAGGAAUGAACUCAAAAUAUGUAAAUUACGAGUUUUGGUCAAGCUUUCAGAACCCUGAGAAUUAUGCGGACGACAACAUUCAGAGUCAAUCGGUUUAUAGCUCCGACUUUCAGCCUUUUCACGGAAAGGGUAAUAAUUUCAAUCACUUUCCAAAUAAUAACUUCAUGGACAUGAAAAUGUUCGGAGACAUGAUUCAUUCAAGUUCUUGCCAGUCGACAUCACCUGAAUGUAGCUAUCAGCUAGGUGAUCCAACUUACGAUAUGGAUGACAGUCAAAAUGUUGGCAGUAUUCAAAUGCAGGGGUAUCCAAUGUCUAAUACCAACUAUAUGCAAAUGUGUAGUACAUGAUUCCCAUAAUGAACUUCAAUACAAAUUGGUCAAAAUCAUAAAGCCUUAAAUUGGAAAUAAAAUGUUCAAAUUUAAUU
Messenger RNA from Drosophila innubila, 1091 nucleotides. RefSeq names its product homeobox protein 2. Bases 139 to 1014 code for a protein of 291 amino acids. The transcript has 3 exons. The record is from RefSeq and is a predicted model, not a curated record. Lineage: Eukaryota; Metazoa; Arthropoda; Insecta; Diptera; Drosophilidae.